Molecule: messenger RNA, 492 nt
Organism: Fraxinus pennsylvanica
Lineage: Eukaryota; Viridiplantae; Streptophyta; Magnoliopsida; Lamiales; Oleaceae
Source: the annotation of a GenBank genome assembly
AUGGAGGAUAAUGGAGGAAGCAAGGUGACAGGAAUCAGGCAAAUUGUUAGACUCAAGGAGUUCCUUCAAAAAUGGCAAAACGUAACACUUAGCCCCAAGGGUAAUAACAUGCGAUCAAACGAGAAUCAAGUUCCCGGAGGCAUUUCACCGGCAAUUAAUAGAAGGCUGAGGAGCACUAACGUAUAUUGCGACUCGGAUGAGGAUGGUUGCCAGAGUCCAGAAUCACCAUACGAUGUUCCAAAAGGCUACCUUGCAGUUUAUGUUGGGCCGGAGCUUCGGAGGUUUAUAAUCCCCACUAGCUAUCUUAGUGAUCCACUGUUUAAGGUGUUGCUAGAAAAGGUUGAGGAGGAGUUUGGAUUUGAUCAUAGUGGCGCUCUCACAAUCCCGUGCGAGACUGAGACUUUCAAGUAUCUCCUGCAGUGCAUGGAAAAUCAUCGAAAAGAGCAAGCCCAAGGCAGUGCAGCUGGGACAUCAUAUUCUGUUGAGGAAUGA